GUCCGUGUGAAGCCGGGACCUCUGGCAGAGCUCACGGUCAGGUACUUCCUCACCGUGGCCGCUUCCUUUGUCUACCUCCUCCUGGCUGUGUGGCUGAGCAUGUACGCGUCGAUCGCCUCCCACAGCUUCGGGGUGCGCCUGAGGACUCGCUACGUGCGGCUUCCCAUCCCGAACCUCUCGCAGAUUCAAAGCCUUACCACCAAGCUCUCCGACUUCGAGCAGCAGGGCCUUUCCAAGGUGAUGCGCAUUCCCUUCGGACCUCAGGGGGCCCAAAAGUGGGAGCUGCAAGCAGAGCGCAAGGGAGAAGGCCAAAGCCAAGGGCAAGGACAAAGUCAGCCCUCGGCGUCCUCAGCUCCGCCGUCGAGCAGCCAGCGCGCGGCGCUCCCGGAGGUUCGGCUGGCGGAGGCAGGUGA
Messenger RNA from Symbiodinium sp. CCMP2456, 413 nucleotides. The record is from the annotation of a GenBank genome assembly. NCBI's taxonomy places the organism in Eukaryota, Dinophyceae, Suessiales, Symbiodiniaceae.